GUCAAGGUGCCCGAGAUGGCCGAGUCCAUCACCGAGGGAAGUUUGUCGUCGUUCUCCAAGAGCGUCGGCGACUUCAUUAACCAGGACGAGCUGUUGGCCACCAUUGAGACCGACAAGAUCGACGUGGAGGUCAACGCGCCUGUCUCCGGUACCGUCACCGAGUUGCUGGUGUCCCCAGACGACACGGUCACUGUUGGCCAGGAGAUCGCCAAGAUCGAGCCUGGUGCUGCCCCUGCCGGCGGCGCUGCGCCAAAGAAGGAGGCUGCGAAGGAGGAGGCUGCUCCAAAGAAGGAAGAGGCCCCUGCUCCAAAGAAGGAGGAGGCUGCUGCCCCAGCUCCAAAGAAAGAAUCCGCCCCAGCUCCAAAGAAGGAGACUCCAGCCCCAGCCGCCUCCUCUCCAAAGGACGCUGCCAAGUCCACCGCCGGCAAGGCUCCAGCCAACAUCAACCCAUUCGGCAACUUCGCCAGAAGCGAGGAGAGAAUCAAGAUGAACAGAAUGAGAUUGAGAAUCGCCCAAAGAUUAAAGGAAGCCCAGAACACCGCCGCCUCCUUGACCACCUUCAACGAGAUCGACAUGUCCUCCCUCAUGGAGAUGAGAAAGCUCUACAAGGACGAGUUCAUCAAGAAGACCGGAAUCAAGAUGGGUUUCAUGGGUGCCUUCUCCAGAGCCUCCGCCUUGGCCGCCAAGGACAUCCCAGCCGUCAACGGUGCCAUCGAAAACGGCAACACCAUGGUCUACAGAGACUACAUGGAUCUCUCCAUCGCCGUCGCCACGCCAAAGGGUUUGGUGACCCCUAUUGUCAGAAACGCAGAGUCCUUGACCUUGCUUGAAAUCGAAAACGAGAUCGUCAACUUGGGCCACAAGGCCAGAGACGGUAAGUUGACCUUGGAGGACAUGACCGGCGGUACCUUCACCAUCUCCAACGGUGGUAUCUUCGGUUCCUUGUUCGGUACCCCAAUCAUCAACACCCCACAAACCGCCGUUCUCGGCUUGCACGGUGUUAAGCAAAGAGCCGUCUCCGUUAACGGUAAGGUGGAAAGCAGACCAAUGAUGUACGUCGCCUUGACCUACGACCACAGAAUGUUGGACGGUAGAGAAGCUGUCACCUUCUUGAGAACCGUCAAGGAGUUGAUCGAAGACCCAAGAAAAAUGUUGUUGAUG
Messenger RNA from Pichia membranifaciens NRRL Y-2026, 1161 nucleotides. RefSeq lists its product as hypothetical. The annotation marks the transcript as partial. Gene Ontology annotation, biological process: tricarboxylic acid cycle. The record is from RefSeq and is a predicted model, not a curated record. Gene Ontology annotation, cellular component: oxoglutarate dehydrogenase complex. Gene Ontology annotation, molecular function: dihydrolipoyllysine-residue succinyltransferase activity. The transcript has a single exon. NCBI's taxonomy places the organism in Eukaryota, Fungi, Ascomycota, Pichiomycetes, Pichiales, Pichiaceae.